Kuraishia capsulata CBS 1993 is the source of this 492-nucleotide messenger RNA. RefSeq lists its product as uncharacterized. Lineage: Eukaryota; Fungi; Ascomycota; Pichiomycetes; Pichiales; Pichiaceae. Bases 1 to 492 code for a protein of 163 amino acids. The record is from RefSeq and is a predicted model, not a curated record. The transcript has a single exon.
AUGUCGCCUUUUCAAUUCACCUCAUCUGCACCAUACCAGUCUCCUCACAUCCCCAAUUGCACCAGGCAACUGGAAGGACACCUGAUUGGUUGUCUGAUGAAUAGCCCUUCGGCUAAUAAAGAUGGGGCGGGCUUUCCUUCCAAUUUUGAUCCCCGAAUGGAACCAAACAUGCCUGCCACCAAGAAAGUGAUUGGGUGGCUGAACGAACUGCCAGUAGACAUCACCGCUCCAAGAUCAUUCAAAAAUGGAUGCUUUGAGCUUGAGCAUUACAACGGUUUGGAAGUUGAGGAUCUAAUCGAACUCCUUUGGCCAGACGAGGAUGCUGCCAUAGAGUGCUCUACAGAUGAGCUGAUUGCAUCACAGGCCAAGCAGAUCGAGUUUCUAACCAGCAAACUAUACUCUAUGGAGUAUACUAGGACACCCGAGGAGGUCACCAAGACGGCGCUGCGAAGUUCUCCGCCAUCGUACAAUGUGAGGUUGAUCAAUCGUUGA